Molecule: messenger RNA, 2085 nt
Organism: Salmo salar (Atlantic salmon)
Lineage: Eukaryota; Metazoa; Chordata; Actinopteri; Salmoniformes; Salmonidae
Gene: psf2
Product: DNA replication complex GINS protein PSF2
Biological process (GO): DNA replication; double-strand break repair via break-induced replication
Cellular component (GO): nucleus; GINS complex
Source: RefSeq, marked provisional
CGAAAACAUCGAUACACUGUUGCUGCGGAGAUAACGUUACACGUAAAACGAUAAAAGUAAGGUUAUAAUGGACCCUUCUGAGGUCGAAUUCCUUGCCGAGAAGGAGGUAGUGAAGAUUAUCCCCAAUUUCAGUCUUGACAAAAUCUACUUGAUCGGGGGCGAUCUUGGUCCUUUUAACCCAGGGCUACCUGUCGACGUGCCUGUGUGGCUGGCCCUCAAUCUGAAACAGAGGCAGAAAUGCAGGAUAGUGCCACCAGAGUGGAUGGAUGUAGAGAAACUGGAGGAGAUAAGAGAGCUAGAGAGGAAGGAAGACACAUUCACCCCUGUCCCCAGUCCAUACUACAUGGAGCUGACCAAGCUGCUGCUCAACCAUGCAUCUGAUAACAUUCCCAAAGCAGAUGAGAUCCGCACACUGGUGAAGGACAUUUGGGACACGCGCAUCGCCAAGCUCCGCCUCUCUGCUGACAGCUUCAUCAGCCAGCAGGAAGCACAUGCCAAGCUGGACAACCUGACUCUGAUGGAGAUCAACACGACACGGUCCUUCCUGCUGGACACUCUCAACUGCAUGUACAAGCUGCGCUCCAACCUGCAGCCCGGCGCCAGUGGGGGCAAAGCCCAGGACCACCACUGAUCUGUAUUUACGGACGAGACCUGCGCCGCAGCCUCUCCUUCUCCUAAGCAAGAUGGAGCAGACUUAGGCCUAGCUUUACUAAGCAUUUGCACCAGCUGCAAAGUAAAAUAAAAUCUGCAAUACGGAGAACGCGGACGGAAUCAUGGAAUCCAGACAUUAAAACAGAAUUCAACAACAUUCUAAAAUGCAUUGAACUUAGUAGGGAAUCUUAUUGAACAUGAAUUAGCCCAAGUUUAUCAUAAGACAUGAACAGAAUCCAUCACUGAUUUGUAUUUCCUGCAACUUUCUGAAGAGUACAUUUCUAAAAUAAUUAUUCUGAUGUGGUUUAAGCAUUCUUGUGGACUUUUCUAGUUAAAAAGUGUUAUUUUUUGGAGUGAAAACACAGGAAACCUGGAAAACAAAAUGGAAAUUUUGAAAAAAUCUAAUGGAAUCAGGCAAAAAGUAAAACAGAUUUUAUAGUGCCCUAAGUCUGGUCCUAGUGAAGACAGAGCUGACCAGCAGUUCUUAUGAAGUGGGAGCACUGAUUCCUUAGUACAAUGUGUUAUCUCAUUGGAUUCGUUUCUAGUUGAAGCUUCGUCAGUCCUCUUCAACAGGUCAUGGACUCCCUGGAGGAAACACCCUGCUUUGGUCUGGCUGAUCCAUGUAUGGUUAGACUUUUCCCCCCCAAAUCUGGGUUGACGCCUUUUAAAAUAUUUGUAUAAAUGUCAUGCUUAGUAGAGGUAGCAGGGAUGGUUUAGAGAUAGAUACCUUGUGUAUCAGGUUUCUAGCCCUGUAUGAUUCUGAAUAGACCGGUAAGUCUAGUUUGAGGAAGAGGAACAACAUGAUUUUAUGGAUGGAGGGGGGCAGGCCUACAUUGGGAAAUCAAAGAAGCAACAUGUUAUGUUUCAGUAUGUGUGAUUAAAUAUGUAUAUAUUUUUGCUAAGUGUGUGUUGUGACAAAGUACAUCCCCUUAUGUUAGGUCAGGGGACACCUCAUAACCCUAAUUUCUACAUGUAUGCCCCUCUGGAUACAUAAGACUCUAUGUGAAUUCUGACCUUGAAUUUAAGUUUGAGAAUAGCAUGCUAAUCAUACCGCUAUUUGUUUGGGGUGGCGAUUAAAGAAAAGAAGGUGUGGUGGAGUUGUGUCUACAGAUAUGCUGUAUUCUACACUGUUUUUUUAACUUAAUUACCUCCUAAUUCUACCCCCAUUACGCGUGAUAAAACUAAUAAGGCUGAGGAACCUGUCGGUUUCCAAUAGAAAUAAUCCCAUCCUCCAUGCACUGCAAUUUACAAAUUGAUAAGAGCUAGGUAAAUGAGUAAGCCGUUUGGAUGAUGGGAUUGUAGUUAGAAAUUACAAUUGUUUUAGAUCUAUUUUACCUUAUAAUCGCUGGAAACAAAAUGUGAAACCAGUCAUAUGGCAGAAAACUGAAGCAUAUCAGCUUUUCCAGUUAAGUUUAUUAAAGAUGAUCUGACAGA